GAAUCAGACUAGAAUAAUCGCUGUGACAAAUUAUUAUUGAUUGAUUGAUUGAUUAAACCUUUGUUAAUCCCACAGCUUGGGAAAUUACCAUUGUACAGCAGCAAUAGCAAUAAUAGCAAUUAUUUAGUGUUCUGUAGCUGUUUAACCACCAGGCAUUUACUUUUCCUUUUUUUACCCAGUCAAGUGGACAGACCCUUCACAUUUGACCCAGUUCUCGUUAAAAUAAUAAUUUCUCUGUAACCUUGUAAAAUUGCCUUAUAGACCACCUAUAAAUAUACUAGUGCUGCCACUAAUUAUUAAUUUUAUUGCUGAUUAAUGUGUCCAUCAUUUAAUUGAUUGUUCGAUUAGUUGUGUCUUGUUUUGUCCACAGCCUGAAGAUAUUCUGUUUACUGUCAAGGGAUUUAAAAACUCUGAAAAUAUUCACUUUUAAAAAUCUGGAAGCACAUAAUAUAGUCUUUUUUUUCCCUUGAAGAUUCUUCUGCUGCUUGCUUGAGACUAAAAUAAUGUUACAGGACAGAUUCAGACCAGAAUCAUUGCUGUGACAAACCCAAUCCCCAGGGAGCAUUAGCAAGCAAAUGGACAGUUUAUUCACACUUGACUCAGUGUCUGUAGUAAUAAUAAUAAUGAUAAUAAUAGUAAUUAAACAGUACCCUUUUCCAAAAUUGCAGCAUUGACUGCAAAUAUACCAGGGCAACAAACUAUUAUUUUCUGCCAGUCAUUUUCUCGACUAAUGGGUUAGUGGUUUGGUCUCUAAAAAUGGUCAAAAAUGUACAUCAGUGUUUCACCAAAGUUCAAAAUGACGUCCUGGAAUCUCUUUUUUUGUCCCCAACCCAAACAUUUUCAAUUUAAUGUCAUACUAACUGGAAUCAGAAAAUAUACUCAGUUUUUGUUUAAUAAAAUACUAACAAGCUGCUUGGGUAAGACUGAAAGGAUAGUAUGAGUAGAAUUGGAGUAGUAUAAUUGCUGUGACAAAUUAUUAUUGGUUAUUCUGUAACUGUUCACCCAGGAGGCAUUUGCUUUUCCUUUUUUAAAACCCACUUCCCAGUGACCACCAAUUACAGGCAUGUAGACAGUUUAUUCAUAAUUGACCCAUUUAAAAUGUGUGCUGUGUGUUCGUCAACAUCUAUGAUAGUGCCUAUGAAGAUAGUAUUAAUUUUAUUGUAACCUUUUCAGAAAUUGCAGCAUAUGUCCACAACCUAAAUAUAUUCAGUUUAUUAUCAUAGAGGAAGAAAGAAACCAAAAAAUACUCAUAUUUACAAAGCUGGAAUUGGAGAAUUUAGAUGUUUUUUCUUUAAAAAUGUUCAGACCAAUUCAUCAUCGGCAAAUAAUUCACACUUAACAUAAUCGUUGAAAACCAACUUUUCAUUUGCUUAAUUGUUGUAGCUCUAAUGCUAGCCAGGGCUAUGUGACAUUAGAAACCUCGACAUUACUAUAUUUAAUUUUUCUGUGAUAUGGGAAAAAUUCAGUAAUUUACCCAGAUUGACUUAAAUGUGUUGCUGAUUUAACUGGUACUCACGCUAGUUGUGUAGUGGAUACAUUUGGAAGACACUGCUGACAAAAUACCUUUCUGUAGCUGAAAUAGUUCCAUACGCUGAGGAUGUGUUUCUUUUUGUAUUCAAAUCUUCCUUUUAUUAUCUUCUAAAAAUGCUCAUACCAAUCAAUUGACUGCCUAUUUAUUGUCAAUUCAUCAAAUAGUGGACAACUAAUUGAUUAGCUUUCAUAUCUGCCUUACAUAAAAGCAGACACAAAGAUUCAACAGUCCUUGGAGACUGAUGUCAACUGGAAUUUGAUGAAUAAAAUUGAUAACCAUACUCCUACAAAAUGCAUUUGUUUACAGCACUAAUAUGAUUUGAGUUGAAAAUGUCACUUUGCAUGAGUAUCCAUCCAUCCAUUCAUUUUCUUCCGCUUAUUCGGGGCCGGGUUGCGGAGGCAGCAGGCGAAGCAGGUCGUUCCAGACGUCCCUCCCCCCAGCAACGCUUUCCAGCUCUUCCUGGGAGAGCCCGAGGCGUUCCCAGGCCAGACGAGAUAUAUAAUCCCUCCAGCGAGUUCUGGGUCUGCCCCGGGGUCUCCUCCCAGACGGACGUGCUCGGAAAACCUCCAAAGGAAGUCUCCCUGGAAGCAUUGAAUCAGAUGGCCAAACCACCUCAACUGGCUCCUUUCGAUGCGAAGGAGCAGCGGCUCUACUCCAAGCUCCCUCCGGAUGUCUGAGCUCCUCGCCCUAUCUCUAAGGCUGAGCCCAGCCACCCUUCGGAGGAAGCUCAUUUCGGCUGCUUGUAUCCGCUAUCUUGUUAUUUCGGUCACUACCCAAAGCUCAUGACCAUAGGUGAGGGUUGGCGCGUAGAUGGACUGGUAAAUUGAGAGCUUCGCUUUAUGGCUCAGCUCCCUCUUCACGACGACGGUUCGGUACAACGCCCACAUUACUGCUGACGCUGCACCAAUCCGCCUGUCCAUCUCUCGCUCCAUUUUCCCAUCACUUGUGAACAAGAUCCCGAGAUACUUAAACUUCUUCGCUUGGGGAAGCAACCCCCCUCCCCCCCCCAACCCGGAGGGAGCAAUCCACCGGUUUCCGGCAGAGAACCAUGGCCUCGGACUUGGAAAUGCUGAUCUGCAUCUCUGCCGCUUCACACUUGGCUGCAAACCGCUCCAGUGGAUGCUGGAGGUCACGGUCUGAGGACGCCAACAAAACCACAUCAUCCGCAAAACGCAGAGAUGCAAUCCUGAGGGUCCCAAACCGAAAACCCUCCCCACCACGACUGCGCCUCGAAAUCUUGUCCAUGAAAACCACAAACAGGAUUGGAGACAAGGGGCAGCCCUGACGGAGUCCAACACCCACUAGAAAUGUGUCUGACUUAGUGCCGAGUAUGCGGACACAGCUCUCACUUUGGUCGUACAGGGACUUUGAAUGAGUAAAAAAACAUCAAUGACAGAAUGGUUUUAGCUAAAACUGUGAUUUUUUUUAAUCUUCAUGUAGGACAUUUCUGUGCAUCCUUAAACAGCAACAUAGGAAGCUUACAAGGAUUAUGUCAUUUUAAGCUCAGUAUGGACUCAUUUCUGGCAGUUGCAUGUCAGGAAAGACAGUCGGGGGAGGCUUUCGUCGACUUGUCUGUGCAUUAAAUACCAUGACCGUGUGUGUGUGUGUGUGUGUGUGUGUGUGUGUGUGUGUGUGUGUGUGUGUGUGUGUGUGUGUGUGUGUGUGUGAUGUGGAUGUAAACAUGCGUGCUUGGGCUUUUCUGCGUGCAGCUCUGCAGGGAGGGGUGAUGGCGGGUGCUGAGGUCACUGUGUCUUCAAGGGAACUGAUGGCGGUGAAGGAAGAGGAGGGGGAGUGCAGUGGCAACAACCAUAAGACUCAAGUAAUCCUGCACCUGCAGCCCAUUCUGCACGGGGUAAAUGAUGACACUGCUGACACUGGAACUACAGUCCUGGCCAUAGAGGCUCAUCAUGAUGACAGUAAAGCGGAAGGAGAGGAGGUUGAGUAUGGCUACCCCAUCACUUGUGGAGACAGCAGGGCGGUGCUGCUCUUCAAGAAGUUUGUGUGCCCUGGAAUCAACAUCCGAUGUGUCAAAUUCAAUGACCAGCUCAUCAGUCCGAAGCAGUUUGUGCACUUGGCAGGAAAAGCCACUCUGAAGGACUGGAAACGGGCCAUCAGACUGGGAGGGGUUAUGCUCAGGAAAAUGAUGGACUCCGGCCAGAUAGAUUUCUACCAGCACGACACUGUAUGCAGCAACACCUGCCGCAGCACUAAAUUUGAUGUGCUGAUCAACAGCACACGGCUUCCUCCAGGGACCUCAGUGCAGCCGAGCCUGUCGUGUCUGGCUCUUGACCCUGCUGGAGGACAGGUGCCUCCCUUGACAGGAGAUGCACACAAUGCAGCAGAUGUAGAGGAGCCUUUGGAGGAGAAGUUCAGUGCAACAACAGAGUGGAGCGCCGGUCCGCUGCGACUUCUGAAGCCCACAACAGCCAAUGGACAUUCUGCCAAGAGAAAGAGGGCUGACACGCCUGACGAAGUAUUGAGUCUGUGGAAGGGUGUGGCGGACUCUGGGCUGAUGGGAGAGGUCCUGUCUAGUCUCCAGACUGAAUUAUUAACCACUUUUAAAGGAGUGGAGCUUCGCAGUGAGCGAGCCAACCUGCAGGAAACAGAUGCCGUCAUCCUUAAUUCCUUGUGUGAGAUGUUUGGGCUUUUAGACUCAGUGAAGCAAACUCUGGACCUGAGGCGAAGCCGGAAUGAGGAGAAUAAAAUCCACAGCAGUGUUUAUGUGUUGGAUGAGAUCUUGGAGGAGCAGAGGAAGAAGAGUUGCGAUAAAAGCACAAUUUACAAAACGUCAUCAUUAAAACACCUUCGCCCUCAACGUCAAAGCCAGUCAAACAGCCAGAACUUGCUGUCUUCCGUCAAAACAAGCUCAGUGAUCCAGCCUCUCUCUGUUCCCGGCCUAUCUGCUGCAUCUUACGCUCAGCUCACAAUAAACCCUCAGCUAUUUACCCACUUUUCUGCUCUCACCGGCCAACAUCAUCGAGCCGGAGCCGGCAGGACGGACAGGGACGGCCACGGUGCCACGCUGGAGAGGGAGUACGAGAUCAGUGAGGCAGGAAACCAGGAGAAGGUUCACCGGCUGGGACAGACGGGCAGCGAGAAGAAAGACACCUCAGGGAUCCACAAAGAGCCUGGACAGAGAGAGACUGUGAAGUUUCGGGAAGACUCGGGAAUUAGAAGCGACGCGGCAGAGGAGACAGAAGGCUUGCAUGACAUUGAAAAGGUGAUUAUAGGGAGGAAGGCAUCAAAGAAACAUAAAAGUAAGUGAGCCAGACGACCCCAGAGGGAUUCGGCGGGACUAAUUGAGAGAAUGUGCCUGAGACUAAAAGGAGACGCACGGUGGGGAAACAAUUAAAAAAUAAUAUUACUUUGUCAAACUGUACUUUUCUCUCGUAUUCUCAGAGACUCUGAUCAGCUGCAACAUUAAAAUCACCUGCGUAGCGUGGUGUUCAACCAUGUUGUGCAGCCAAAACAAUGCUAACCCACGGACAGAUGAAGUCCACAGACAUCUGAGGGUGUCCUGUGGAAUCAGGCACCUAGAUGUGAUCCUUAAAGUGCUGGGAGGUGAGGUGGUGCCUCUGUGGACUGGACUUUAUUUUACAUCCAGCAGAUGCUCAACCAGUUUAAAAUCUGGUGAACAACUUGAGCUCUUUGUCAUGUUCCUCAGAGGAUUCUUGAAUGUGGCAAGGAGCAUUAUGCUGCUGAGAGUAGUAGAUUAGCAGCUCAUUUUCACUUGGCUCUGUUGAACUGGACAAUGGACACUGGGCCCAUCAACAAAAAGAGUUGAAAAAGUGCCAGAUCCUAAUAAUGCUCUCAUCAAUUGUAUCUCAGAGUCUAUAAUUUAGCAAGUGAAUCUGCCAACUGCAUCACCAGUGACAGUUGCACAAAGUAGGCAUUCUCUCCCUCAGUGUUUGGUUAGUUGGUAAGUGUCAAAGUAACAUCUACGUGAAUGUCAGGAUUCAAAGUUUCCCACAGCAUCACACUCUCUCUGCCCUCUUGUCCUUCACAAAAUUCAUCCUGUUGCCAUCUUUCCCCCAGGUACAUGACACACCUGGCUGUCCACAUGAUUGAAACGUGAUUCCUUAGAUUAGUAUUCCAUUGCUUUGUUCAAUUCCAAUGCUCACACGCCCUUUGUAGGCUCCUUUACCAGUGAACAGCGGGAUCAGCUAACUAAGCAACCCCAUAUACAGCACACCGCAGCACACUUUCUAUCUCAGCCAGCAUGAAGGUUUUGAGAAACUGGUGCUGCAGCAGCUUUUCUGUGAGAUUGGACCACACAGGGUGCCCAUGUUCCUCUCGCCAGUUUACCGCUUGUCCUUCGUUGAACCACAUUUGGUACCACUUUAUACUGUGAACACCCCACAAGGCUUGCCGGUUUGGAAACCCUGUCAUCUAACCACCACAAAAUGGCCCUUGUCUUUACGCUGGCCUUUUUUUCUAUUUUUCCUGCUUCCACCACAUCGGCUUCAAGAACUGACUCCCCCUUGCUGCCUAUAUCCUCUCAAUCAAGAGAUGCAGCGGUAACAUGAUAAUCAGUAGCUUUAAUGUUGUCGCUGAUCAGUGUAUACUAUAUGCAGGGGUUAGUGGAGCUGUGGUCGUCGUGGUUCGUGGAGUGGUGUAGCAGGCGCAGAUUUGCUCUUGCACUGAGGUUUUAAAUAACAAAAAGACCAUUUUAAACAAGGCUUUUCUAACAUUCUUCCAACUCAAAAGACAGUAGAGCUGAAAUGGCUGACUGCCAGAAAGUCAGACUGUGCUAAUUAUUUUUAAUCACUGAUUAAAUGUGCAACUAAUUUUGAAGCAAAAAUGCCAAAAAGUCCUGGUCCCAGCAUAUCAACUGUGAAUAGAUUCUGUUUUUUUAGACUGACCUUGACAUACAGUAUUUUACAAUAUGGAGAAGUCGCUUUGGGCUCUGGGGUAAUUGCACUAGGCAUUUAUUUUUUCUAUUUUGUGAUAUUUUAUAGACCAGAAACAUUUAAUCCAUCUAUCCAUUUUCUAUACACCGCUUAAUCUUCAUUAGGGUCAUGGUGGGCUGGAGUCUUUCCCAGUUGACUUAGGGCUACAUAUAGAGACAAACAAUCACACUCACGCUCACACCAACGAACAGUUUAGAGUUUCCAAUUAACCUCAGCAUGUUUUUGGAUUCUGGGAGGAAGCCGCAGUACCCAGAAAAAAACCCUUGCAUGCACAGGGAGAACAUGCCAACUCCAUGCAGAAAGAUCCCGGGAAUGCCGGUGAUCUUGUAGCUGCAAGGCAAAGUGCUAACCACCAAGCCACUGUGCAGCCCAGAAACAUUCAAUCGAGACAAUAAUUUGCAUUUCAGUUGAAAAUAACCACUAAAUGUAGCCUCAAGAGCUCUCUUUUGUUUUUGGACAUAGUAUUAGAACCCUGCGUAGUUGUGACACAACUGUUUAAAUGUUUUUAAAUUCCAGGAAUUAAGAUUACUGUAGCUAUAAUAUCUGAUUCCAUCUUAAAGUAUUUGAUGAAAAUAUUUUGUUUUGCCUAUAAGUAGGUGACAGUGUUUUCAAGAAUUCGUGAAUAUUUUUUCGUAAUAUUUGUAAUUUAAGAUACUUGUUUUGUGAGUUAAAUUUGUGUUUUGAAUUUGACAAGAUUUAGAUUUUGUGAUAUUUUUUUUUCCCACUCAGGCUUGUAUUUAGGCCUUUGACCUAAUGAUGCCUAAGAUCUAUGCACUAGACACUCACUGCCCAAAGAAUACAUUAUUCUCAAUGAAAACUAUUUUUCAAGUACUUACUGUGAUGGUGGCGUGCUGUUGCUUUAUACAGGGUACUGUGUACUAAUGUGUGCCGCAAAUACAGAAUCUUGUUUAUCUGCUUAUCGUCCCCUGGCUAUAGAAACAAAUAUAAAGGGGAACAAUAUGUUAUACACAUAAAAGUGUGGCUUAUAAAGGGCACUAAAGGUCCAAAAUGACCUUAUAAGAUAAAGAACACAUUUCAAAUAAAAGCUGUUAUGUUUGACAUUUUAAAAGAAUCAGUGUUUACACUUGUGUGCAGUAGAUAAUUUCAUUCUACAACUUAUUGAUUCUUUUUUUAUUUCAGGUUGUUGAUGAGAGUUGCAAAAUGCUGGUACAGUAAACAGUGGUACGUGCAUUAUCGCCUAAAUGUCAAAUGAUUCACAUUUCUGUCACUAGAGUAUUUCCUCUGAUAAACAAAAACAAAGCCAAAAAAAAACUUUUUCAAAGACUGUAUUGAAGGUACAGAAGCUGAAUGCAAAAGUGAAUACACUUCUGAUCACUGACAUACAUGCUAGACAGCCAAUGGCAACUGAAACAAACCUGAGGACAGAUGAUUUACAACCAGCCCAACUGCAUCAACAUUGUUAAAAAUUAGCUGUGAACACGAGAGCCUUCUCAGAUUUGGACCUAUGGAUUGUGUCAAUUGACAUUUCAUUCAUGCAUCAUGGCUCCACAUGGCAAAUAUUUACCAGAGGAAGUGAAAAGUCUGAGUGUGAGACUUCACGAAGAUAGAAAAGAAGAGAAGCAGAUCAGUGACCAAGUUAAAAUCUGUUGAAGUACAGUUGCAGCAGUGACAAGUUGGUAUCAAACGAGCCACAGUUCCACUAAUCACAGCCGUAGUGGUUGUCCUCCUAAAAUGACGCCACAGAAAAGGGCUGUUUAAGUGCUUUAGAUUUGAUACAAUAUCAAUGGAAAUAGGAGUUUCUGUUACAGCUCAAGCAGUGUGAGGGACACUUCCUACCAUCAGCCUCUAUGGACGGUUUGAAAAGAAAAUAUCCUUGAUUGCUAUUUGGAAAAAAAACCCUCCAAGAUAAUGCUUAAAAACAUGAAAAGAAGCCUAACGAAUAUUGGAAGCACAUUUUUUGUCCGAUUUAGGUCAAGAUCAGUUUGUUUGAAACGGUGCAGGACAACCACAAUGCAUGCAGAAUCCUUUCAGUGAAGCACAGAGGUAGGAGUGUGAUGAUAUUGAGGUACAUGAGGAGAUGACAUUUAUAUGAAUUCCUGUGGGCAUACUACAACACUGGCUGAUAAGAUGACUCCCAGUCUGCAGAUACUUGGCAGAAGAAGAAUAUUACAGCAUGAUAACCAUCCAAAACACACUGCCAAAAAUCACAAAAGAGUUCCUCAAAAGAAAAAUACAACCUGGCCAAGUAUGUCUCCUGACUUGAAUCCAAUAGAACACCGUUGGGGUAUUUCAAAUAGAAACCGAGACCAACACAGCUCCUCCAGCAAAGAGCAGCUGAGAAAAUGUCUCCGAAGAAUGGCAGAACAUCGCUCAAGAAAUCUGGUGUCAUGUAAAGGCAGAUGGAGUCUGUCAAUAAAAAUAAAGAUGGACACAUGAAAUAGUGGAAAAAAAGAAUAAGAUUUAAUUCCCAGUACUAAGUGUUGUUGCAUUAGGCUCCUACUUGGGGGAAUCAUUUGACAUUUAGGUGAUAUUGCACAAGAGUGUCCUGACUUUUCAAAAUACAGACAGGAGGAAGGCCCACUGUCGGCUGAUUUUGUUUGAAUUAUUUUUUUCUGAUAUUAAUGUAGGCUGUUUCAUUCUUCUCAUCACCUUUCUUAUGAGCCCCAUUGCAGUCCUUGUUACCUCAGUUACCUUCACAGAACAGAAGUUCAGCCCCAAAAAUCAGCCCUCGGAGGAGAAAACUGCAGCACUGUUGGGUCACCUUACAACUACGUUUGACUUCCAAUCCCUGAUAUCAAUCAUUUCCUAUUUGAUAGCCAGUGGAGAACAUCUUUUGUGAUACCACUGCUUGACGUGUUUGACCGAGCUUUAGAGUUUCAGCUCGACAGAUAAAAGUCUAGCAGUUUUCUUCCCUGUGUGAGUCCCAGUUUGUGUACUUUCUGAGCACUGCUGCUGCAUGCCGGGGCCGGCUGAUCGACAGUGAUGGUUUGCUUUUGACAACUUCUCUCAGAACUAUGAUGAUAUGUUAUUAUAAAUUCAUGCACAACGCCGUCUGUGCAGAUGUAGUUGUUUGCGAGGGGGCUGUGAGUGGCAGCUUGUAAAACAUCUGAUAAAAAUGGCUUUUACCAUG
Messenger RNA from Acanthochromis polyacanthus (spiny chromis), 9532 nucleotides. Its product is annotated as glucocorticoid modulatory element-binding protein 1-like. Gene Ontology annotation, molecular function: RNA polymerase II cis-regulatory region sequence-specific DNA binding; DNA-binding transcription activator activity, RNA polymerase II-specific. The coding region runs from base 3063 to 4796 and encodes 577 amino acids. Gene Ontology annotation, cellular component: nucleus. Lineage: Eukaryota; Metazoa; Chordata; Actinopteri; Pomacentridae. The record is from RefSeq and is a predicted model, not a curated record. Gene Ontology annotation, biological process: positive regulation of transcription by RNA polymerase II. The transcript has 9 exons.